Molecule: messenger RNA, 1380 nt
Organism: Neocloeon triangulifer
Lineage: Eukaryota; Metazoa; Arthropoda; Insecta; Ephemeroptera; Baetidae
Product: protein FAM185A-like
Exons: 5
Coding region: 122-1246 (374 amino acids)
Source: RefSeq, a predicted model, not a curated record
UGGCAGUGGGCGUUCCGGAGCUGAUCCAAAUCGGAAUAAACAAAACAAACAAAGUUGAACAGAUCGCACAAAUGCUGUAGGUCUCAAAUUACCUCAUUUUACUUUCAUUGUCUCAGAAAAAAUGCUGUUGUCAACCGGAUUCCUGACACGGCAACUCGCCAGUGGCUGCCGAAGAGGCUUUUGGUCAUCUGCGAAUCUCUUUUCCACCAACAAAAAUGCCUCAAACAGCAGCGGCAUCAGCAGUUCUUGGAAAGUCGUUGAGAAAGUCACCGAACGCAAGGUGCCUCCCUUGUCCAACGUGACCAUCAACUCGACCGACUGUCCGGUGCUGGUGUGUCCAGCAGACCUUCAGCAGUACCCUGACAGUGACCGUCUGCUUGUCUAUCUGCUGAAAAAUGAGGAAGAGGACGGAACUGUUCUGCAACUUGUCCAAGCAACUCCCAACACUUUCAACAUAGACGUCCACGGAGGCACUGACGACAAAGCUCUUGAAGUGCAUGUCCCUGUGCAGAGCAACAUAAAUGCAUUUUGCAAUGGCUUCGGAGAUGUGUCCGUAAGUGAAAUCCACUCUGAUCGUCUGGCCGUAGUCACAACAACGGGAGACAUUCGCACUAAAAAUAUUCGAUGCUCCGAAAUCGUUCUCGCAACUCAAGGAGGCUCAGUUUUGAGCAAAGGAGUGCUUCAGGGAAAAAUAAACAUCAAAACUUUAGCCAAAGGGUCUGUUGAAUGUCAAAAACUUCAAGGCCCGUCAGCAACUGUCGAAAGUGACAACGGACAAAUCAACAUUGCCUCCGACUACUGUGACAAAUCCUCAGUAGCCACACACUCAGGAAAUAUCAAAUUUGGAAGUCUGCACAGAAAGUGCAAGGUGGAAAUUAGAGGAAAAGGAAAUCUUGUCGCAGCUGGCCUAGAUGGGCGAUUGCAAGCUGUCAUAAAUCAGGGAAAUGCCGACGUGCAGAUCAGCAAUCUUGUCGGUCACUCCAACAUCGAAGUAGCCCAAGGUGAUGUCCGAGUGCAGCUCGGGGAAACGGACAAAAAUUUUGUGCAUCUCAGUGCUGACCAAGUUGACGUUCCUGGUGACUUUGGUGCAAAAACUUUCAGUGAAAAUGGCAAAGUCGUUGCUCAGUUUGGCAGAGAAGAAAAAGACCAAGGUGAUCUCAAGGUCAGCGUAUCUAGUGGAAAAAUCUCGGUUGAGCGUUCGUCGUGGAUUGCUAGUUUGAAUCUGAAGAAAAACUUGACUGCUUAAUUAGUCCUAAAUUCAAUAUUUUAUUCAAAAUUAUUGUUCGUUUAAAAAGUUUUAAACGGCUGUAUACAUGGUGUAAGGACUAUAAGUGUCCCGAUUAAUAAAUGUUAAAAAUAUCACCUGACGAAUGUUUUAGA